Molecule: messenger RNA, 1136 nt
Organism: Prosopis cineraria
Lineage: Eukaryota; Viridiplantae; Streptophyta; Magnoliopsida; Fabales; Fabaceae
Product: probable WRKY transcription factor 40
Exons: 4
Coding region: 236-1024 (262 amino acids)
Biological process (GO): regulation of DNA-templated transcription
Molecular function (GO): DNA-binding transcription factor activity; sequence-specific DNA binding
Source: RefSeq, a predicted model, not a curated record
UUUUGACGGUCGAAGAAACUGUAAAACAAGUGCCUUAUCGCCUUCGUCAUUUCCAGCAACUUUCCUUAUUGCCUCUCGAAUAAUAAUCAAAAUCAAUUCAAGUCUUCUCUCCUCUUCUAUUUAUUGUCAUCUUGUUGGUUUGGUUUCAUGAACUGUUUCAUUUUAGUUUUAAACUAUCGGUCUCUUUUUCUCUGUACUCUUCCUGACUUUCCUUCGCUGCGAAGCAAAUUCUGAUAUGGACUCAGCAUGCGUGGAUACUUCUCUCAACCUCAACGUGGUUCCUCGGGACACAAAAGUUAACGCGGCUGAGGAUUUGGUGCAAGAGUUGCACCGUUUAAGCAGUGAGAACAAGAAGCUAACCGAGAGAUUGACACACAUGUGUCAGAACUACAAUCUCUUGAAGAAGCAACUGAGCCAAGUGAUGAUCGUGAACACCAAUAAUCCUGAUGAAAAGGAUCAAACUAAUCAACCAAGGAAAAGAAAGGCCGAGACGGAUGCCUGUAUCGGUAAUAUUAGUGUUAGCGGCAAUACCGAGUGCAGGAACAUCACUGACGAAGAUUCAUCAUUCAGAAGGCCAGCCGCUAAGGUUUCCAGAGUCCUUCUGCGCACCCAAGCAUCAGAUACCGGCUUAUAUGUGAGGGAUGGCUAUCAGUGGAGGAAAUAUGGUCAGAAGGUGACUCGAGAUAACCCUUCUCCCAGAGCUUACUUCAGGUGCUCCUUUGCACCAAGCUGCCCGGUGAAGAAGAAGGUGCAAAGGAGUGCAGAAGACCCGACAGUGUUGGUGGCAACCUACGAGGGAGAGCACAACCAUGGACGAGAUGGAUCUGAAAUACCAUUACUAGCGUCAACCCAGAGAGAAAGCGAUGGAGCCCUUGAUUCAGGAGCAAUGGCUGAAAAUGGUGCAAAGUCAAUGCAGCAGUGUUUGGUUCAACAAAUGGCUACUUCUUUGACUAGAGAUCCCAACUUUACAGCAGCGCUUGCCACCGCCAUUUCCGGAAGAAUUUUAAACCUUGCUUCUAAUUAAUAUUAAUUGAUUAUCAUGUGUAUUCAUGUCGCCCACUGUUUCAGAGACUGCGGAUAGCAGUGAUGUAUAAAUUAUUAAUUGGCACAUUCUUGUGCUAAGUAUUCCUCCUUAA